Messenger RNA from Sebastes umbrosus (honeycomb rockfish), 1575 nucleotides. Its product is annotated as dehydrogenase/reductase SDR family member 12-like. The record is from RefSeq and is a predicted model, not a curated record. Bases 118 to 1122 code for a protein of 334 amino acids. The transcript has 10 exons. NCBI's taxonomy places the organism in Eukaryota, Metazoa, Chordata, Actinopteri, Perciformes, Sebastidae.
GUGUCGGCAGAGAGCAGCUGUGCUCCCUCUCUGUCUGCUUCAUGUGAUGCUGAUCUGUCACAGUGGUUUACCAGGACUAAGGCUAACUGGUGCACUUCUUGGGAUUCACUUGAUACCAUGUCUCUGUACAGAAAUGCCAUCUGGUUUUGGAAUGGAAUCCACCAAUAUACAAGGAGGGGAUAUGAGGCAGCAUUUAAACACUUCAAGCCCCAAGACCUGGAUGUGUCCGUCGUGGGAAGGUCUUUUAUGAUCACCGGAGCCAACAGUGGGAUUGGCAAGGUGACAGCCAUGGCUAUAGCCAAGAAAGGUGGGACAGUCCACAUGGUGUGUAGGAACAGAGAUAAAGCAGAAGAAGCCAGGGCGGACAUCGUCAGGGAGUGUGGGAACACAGAAGUAUACAUCCACAUCGUGGAUAUGUCAGAGACAUGCCAAGUCUGGGAGUUUGCAGAGGCCUUCAGGAAGCAGUAUUCAGCCUUGAAUGUGUUGAUAAAUAAUGCAGGCUGCAUGGUGCAUAAGAGAGCGGUGAAUGCUGAGGGCCUGGAGAAGAACUUUGCCACCAACACUAUGGGGGUGUACAUCCUCACCCAGACUCUCAUACCACUUCUACAGAAGAGCCGGGAUCCAAGGGUGAUCACCGUGUCCUCGGGAGGCAUGCUGGUGCAGAAACUCAGAGUUAAUGACUUGCAGUCAGAGAAGGGCUACUUUGAUGGCCUCAUGGUCUACGCCCAGAACAAGAGACAGCAGGUGGUGCUGACACAACAGUGGGCCAAAGCUAAUCCGGUCAUUCACUUCUCUGUGAUGCAUCCAGGCUGGGCAGAUACACCAGCUGUUUCUACAUCAAUGCCUCAGUUCCACCAGAUGAUGGGUGAGAGGCUGCGCGGCGUGGAGCAGGGAGCCGACACUGUGUUGUGGUUGGCCUUGUCCAAAGCCGCAGCCAGGACACGCAGCGGCCAGUUCUUCCAAGAUCGUACGCCCGUUCCUGCCCACCUGCCUCUGGCCUGGACUCACAGCUCUGCUGAAGAGAUUCAACAUUUCAUGACUCAGCUGGAGACUUUGGCCAGAGCCAUUCAGUCACAACCUGAUGUAGAGCUCAACGGGCCUUCCAGACCUCAUUUUGUCUGAAUCCUGAUACAAAUGUUACACCAUAUGUAACCGGCCCAUUAAAGCAUUAGAUAAAAUGAGAUCAAUUUCUCAAAAUGUUCACAUAUUUGCCAUGGUUAGUCUUGUUUGUCUAAUGUAAUUCCUAAUUCUAGACAGGACAGGUCAUAGGUCAAUGUCACAUGAGUUAUCUGUGAUGUCAAUAUGAGGUAACUGGACUAUCCGCACUGAAAAUAUCACAAACUAUUGAUUUAAAGACAAAAGUAAUUGAUUUGGAUUGACUAUCUUAUCAUUAGCAGUUACUGAACACAUGUAAAAUCGUACCUGUCUAUUAUCCAGAUGUAAAACAACAUGUAUUGGGUUAUCUGCUGGAUGUGAUUGUGAUUUUUAACUUGUAACUGUAACAAUCCUCACAAGGAGACAAUAUCAAAAUAUUGUAUUUUUCUUCAUGUAAUAAAGAAGAACAUUUUAACCGGA